Molecule: messenger RNA, 581 nt
Organism: Nematostella vectensis (starlet sea anemone)
Lineage: Eukaryota; Metazoa; Cnidaria; Anthozoa; Actiniaria; Edwardsiidae
Exons: 3
Coding region: 157-474 (105 amino acids)
Source: RefSeq, a predicted model, not a curated record
GAUUUCCGUUCUGAAGCACAUUCCAUCAUCAUGUGCUUUGAGUCGCUUGUUCAGCCAGUGCAUAUAAAGAGGACGUGAAGGUAGUAGAGGUCAGACAAGAAUCCAUACUUCUGAACUUCGCAGUUUUUAUUUCUGUCUCCUCCAUAAGGCGUAAAAAUGGCCUUCAAGCUCAUUAUCGCUGUGAUGCUGGUCUUUGUUGUGUCGAGCCAGGCUAGGCGCACGGAGCAAAGGAAUCGAUUCAACUCAGUUGGAGUCACACCAAUCUAUACUUGGAUAACGUACGAGGGCAGGAGACUCUAUUGCCCUGACUACACGGAAGUAGACAUCACCCAGCAGGAAGCCUGCAACUGCCCCUUCCUCGGAUGCAUGAGACAGCACGAGUGCCUUGCAGGACGCGUCCAUUGCUGGCUGAAUAACGACAACUACGAUCAAAACAACAUGGUGGACUCGGAUUGCGAUUGCAGAUAUCUUUAAAAACUCAACACAGACGUUUGAACCACCUGGCUCUAUUAGAAAUGAUGUAACAUGGCGUAGGCAAUUGUUUGAUUGAAACUGAAUAAAUGGAAAAUGAACAUUAAAAA